AAUUGUAUGUGAGAACAAUGUUAGGGUAAUCAAUUACCUUUAAUUCACAGUAGUUUCUAAUAUGAAAUCAGUUUAAAACUACUUUGUUAAAAAUGAAAAGUGGAGAUAGUCGUAAAGAUUUCAUUUUAGCAAAUGUGCGCGAUUUUUUUGCGAGUGAUCUAUCAGAUUCCAAUAUUUCUCGUUUACUUCACGCCGCUGCAUUGGAUACCUUUCUUGAUAACAAAAACUGCUUUGUUUUGAGUGCUUAUAUUGAUGGAUCUGGUGAAAAAAAAGAGAUUGUUUUAUGCAGCAAGGUAGAACCAAAAGGCUCACAAGACAGGAUUCUGGUUUUUUUCAAAAGAAGUCCAGAAAUUGUUACACCAGAUAAUCUUCUUUCUAAUUUAUUCAUUUCUUCUAUGGUUGAUUCUCCAAUAAGUUCUUUUUACCAUACUGUAAGAAAGGUGUUUGCCCCUCUUUUAUUAGAAGAUGAAAGAUGGAGUAAACAAGUAGAUCCAAAGUUACAGCGUUUAUUAGGCCAUCUGGAAUCAGGAUUGGCUGCUUCUCUCAGAUCUAGUGAUGCAUCAAUUGAUAAAGCCCCAAAUCCUGAUGCUCUUUCAAUUAUUUUUUCACCAUUGGAUGAAUACAACUAUUGGAAAGAGAUGGAGAAUAAUUUGCCUACCCAUCAGCAACAAAACAGAGCUAAAUUUUUUAGUAACUUGAUGACACCUUUUCAAACGUCAUUUGGAGCUCUUGAACGGAAAUCCUUCAGUGAAUUUAAAGAUUCCUUGGAAGUAUCACUUAACAUAUUAGAUGACCUUUGGAGGCAGGAUGAACAUUCUCCAGGAUUUCCAACAGAUAGAAUGGCAAACUUAAUGGAUAUCAUUGGGAAUAGUACAGUUAAUUUCAUUCAAAUCAAAAUACAAGAUGUAGAUAUAUGGAUGGGAAAAUUUUCAUUAAUUGAAGACUAUUUACUGCAGAGUAUUGAUGUGUGUGAAACAUGGAUUGAUGCAUGUCAAAAAUUAACUGCUCUUUUAUGGCCUAAUUACUCUUAUCCAUGGAAAAAAGGUGUUUUCGUACCAUCUUAUUUACUUAAUUUUUGCAAAAGAUUAAAUGAGCUUCUUGUUCUGAGAAGUGUUCAUAGUCAAGUGAACAAUCUCUUAAAUCUUGAAGAAAAGUCUUCAUUGGGUAUUGAGAGAGCCCUAAAACCUUUGACUGCAUUAAAUCCUUUAAAUUACAAUCCAUAUACUGAUGUUUUGUGGCAGGCUUCUGUAGCACAGUAUGAGCAGAAUAUGAUACCAGCUAAAAAAAAAGUUGCAGCUAAAUUGCGAGAUCAGUUGCGUUCCUCUCGAGCCAAUCCUUUGCAGUUAACUCAGGAGUUUAAAAGAUAUGAACAUCUUAUUAAACAGCCUGGCAUCAGAGAAGAAUUAACAGCUGAAAGAGAACUUUUUCUUGGCCAACUAAUGGAAUACAUGAAGACUGUGCAGAAGGAUUUUUUAAUGUGCUCUGCAGGAGAAAAAGAAAUGCCCUCUUCGAAUCUUGUUCCAGAACUAAUUAACAAUAUUACAUGGAUAAAGCAGUUAAACAGCAAAGUAAAAGAAAUUGCAAAAGUAAGCAAGUCUCUUCUUGAUGAUCUAGAUGGUUAUCAAAACUUAGAUAGGGAUAUAAAAAAUAUUCUUGAUGAUUUUCAUACAUAUGACAAAGAGAAAUUUGACAAUUGGUCCCAAGAACUGAUUGAUGGAUUACAAACAAGAACCCUUGGGUUAGAUACAGGAAGACCAGUUAUUUCUUUAGAUGCAAAAGGACAGCCUCAAGUCAGUUACAGUUCACGCCUUGUCACUUUGAUGCGGGAAGUGAGACAGUUGAGAGUUCUUGGUUAUAGUAUCCCUAAUAAAAUUUUGGAUUUGGAAGAAAAGGCCAAGAAACAUUAUUCACAAGCAAAAACACUUCAGCAGAUUGUGAAUUUUUAUAAAACUAUAGCAGAUCAUAUGAUUUUAAGCCAACAACCAUUAAUGCUAGAAGCAGCCAGAGCCUUCACGAGAGUUGUUGAUGAAAAAAAUGCAGUGACAUGGAAUGACGAAGCAAGCCUAGAUGCCUACAUCAGCAGGUUACAGCAGUCUGUAGAGCGACUGUCCAAAGAAAAUAGAAUGCUUCGGAAACAACAUUUUGUUGUUGCAGAAAUGGUUCUGAAGCUCAUGAAUACAGAUCUUUUGAGAUUGCAACAGCGAUGGAAAGACUCUCUAACAGAAAUUCGGAGUAUUUUUGUAAAGCUUCAAGAACAGGGAUUUUCAGUUGAGAAUAUGAGACCAUGGCGAGCUCAUUGGGACCGUCAGUUGUAUAAAGCUUUGGAAUACCAAUAUGAACUUGGAUUAGAAGUUCUGAAUGAACAUUUACCUGAAAUGAAAAUAGAUUUAAUCUAUCGGAAUGGAUGUUUGCAGUUUCGACCUCCUAUUGAAGAAGUUCGGGCAAAAUAUUACAACCAAAUGAAAAAGUUUAUUUCUAUUCCUAUAUUAUUUAAAGGAGUGAAUGAUGUUCAAGAUAACUUAAUUUUCCCUAUCAUUUUAGACAGGAAUGCACAUAGCUUUCUUGAUCUGUAUAAGAAAACAGAAGCUUUAUUUGAACGUGUUGAAGAUGCAAAGCAUAAAUUUCAAAACUGGGUUGUUUUCGGUUCUGUGAAUUUGGAGGAAUUUAUCUUUCAACAUUGCAAAACAGCAGAAGAUUGGAAAAGAAACUUCAAAGCAAUUAAAGCUAAAAGUCAAGAAUUUAGUAAAAUCUCUUUGGAUGAGGAGAAAUUUGACUGUAUAGUGGUGAGUUAUGCCCCAACAAAAGCAUAUGUGGAUUAUUUGAUAUCAGAAUUGGAAAAUACAAUGAUAAGGUGCUUACAGAAGUCUAUUGCAACAUCAAUAUCUUCUAUACAAGAAUUUUUAAAUGAGGCUACUGAAAUGCUAACAAAGCAUCCUCAGUCCAUUGAAGAUAUUGCUCUUGUUAAAGGAAAAUAUGAGGAAUUUUUACAAAGGAGAGAACUUGUGUUGGCUGAAUGUAAGGAAUUGGAAGCAAAAAAUGAUUUUCUUGGUAAAUGGUCAAAGCAUUCCGUUUUUGAUCUUGGAGGAAUAAAAAUACUUUGGGAAACUUUUGAGCAUACAUUAUCUGAUCAUCAAGAUAUUGUGGAACAGCAAAUGCAAAUUCUUAAAGAAAGAGUUUCAGGACAAUUAAAAAGUUAUCAGCAAGAAGAAGAACGUUUUUAUGCACGUUGGCAUCAGUUAAAACCUCGAAGUGAUUUAGAAAUAGAAGACCCCCAACAAAUUCAAGACAUUGUCAAGUUUUUGAAAGAGAAGCGCAUUGAAUUUGAUGCAUUAACUGAAUCCAAUAGGAAGCUUUUAGCUGAUAUUCAUCACUUUGGUUUACCUGAACCAAAUUUUCUUCUUGAAGAGUUGAAAACAGAUAUUGAAAAAACUGAAGAAGUAUGGUUAUUAUUUGACCAAUUCCAUAAUGAUUUACAACAGUUUGCUAAAGAGGAAUGGAUAGUAUUUAGAAAUAAAAUUCAUCUGUUUGAAUCUUUCCUGAAUGAUUGGAUGUCAAAACUAAGAGGAGAUGAUGGGCCAAGUGAUAACACUGCUGUGUCAUUACGUUUACAUCAAGAUCUUAAUGAUUACUUGGAUGUUCUUCCAUUAUUAAGAUACUGCCGUGGUGACACUUUCUCUACUCAACACUGGGGAGAACUUUUCAGAAUACUAGAUAUUCCUGCUGUGUCUGUUGAUCAAUUAGAAUUUGGACAUUUUCUUAAAGCUAGAACUGCUGUUAAAAAAAGUGCUGAAGCUUUAAAAGAUUUAAAUGACAGAGCCCAAGGAGAAGUGACAAUAAGAGAGGCUUUAAAUGAGUUAGAUCUUUGGGGAGCUAAAGCACGAUUUUCUCUCACAGAACAUCAAGAUUCAUCUGGAAUCACCAUCAUGCUUAUUAAGGAAUGGAAAGAUGUCUUGAAUAAGGUUGGAGAGAAUCAAUGCCUUCUUCAGUCCCUUAAAGAUACUGCCUUUUAUGAACACUUUAAAGAUCGUGCCUCUAUCUGGGACUCAAGAUUAACUCUUUUAGAUCAUUCACUUCAUCAAUUGAAUCUCAUUCAAAGGAAAUGGGUGUAUUUAGAACCUAUAUUUGGACGUGGCUCCUUGCCAUCAGAAAAAACUCGCUUUCUUGCUAUCUGCAAAGAAUUCAGAUUUGUGAUGAAUAGUAUUGCUCAAGAUGAUCGUGUGAUCUCAUUAAUAUCAAUUUCAGGAUUGCCUAACAUCUUGGAUAAUCUUAAAGAUCAACUUAUUCGUUGCCAAAAAGCUCUGAAUAAAUUUCUAGAAGAAAAACGAUCCAUGUUUCCUCGUUUCUAUUUUUUGGGGGAUGAAGACCUACUUGAAAUUCUUGGCCAAUCUACAAAAGCUAUUGUAAUUCAAUCCCAUUUGAAGAAAUUGUUUGCUGGUAUCCAUCAUGUUCUGUUUGAUGACAGUAUGACAAGCAUUAUUGCUAUGGUAUCUGUAGAAAAUGAAGCUGUAAAUUUGCGGAAACCUGUUCUAGUCACAUCUGAAAUUGAGGUAUGGUUAAAGGAACUGGCUGAUGAGAUGAGAAAUACUUUGCAGACUAUAUUGCUACAAUGUUUAGACUUAAGUAAAAGAGGUGGAGAACAAAAUAUAAAUCCACUUGAAUUUCCAACUCAAGUAUUGUGUUUAAGUGAACAAAUCUUAUUCACUGAAAGGUGUGAAGAAGCUAUAUCUCAAAAUUCUCUUUCAAUGUUUUUGAAAGAACUAAAAACUCAGCUGGAUUCCUAUACGGAUAUGAAUAUGUCAUCUAAUGCAAUGCCAUUACUGCGUCUCAAAUUGAAGGCCCUGAUUCUAGACACAAUUUACAAUAUCAGCAUCAUUGAUGAACUUAUUGAAGAGAAAGUAAGAAAUAAAGAAGACUGGUCUUGGCAAAAACGACUAAGAUUUUAUGUAAACAGCAAAGGUAUAGUUGUUUGCAGAAUGGUGGAUGCUGAGUUUGAAUACAGUUAUGAAUAUCAAGGAAUUGCUGCAAAGUUAGUUCAUACACCAUUAACAGAUAAAUGUUAUCUUACGUUAACACAAGGUAUGCACAUGGGAAUGGGAGGUAAUCCAUACGGGCCAGCAGGCACCGGCAAAACUGAAUCUGUGAAAGCACUAGGUUCUUUAUUUGGACGACAAGUUUUAGUUUUCAACUGUGAUGAAGGCAUUGAUGUAAAAUCAAUGAGUCGGAUUUUUGUUGGAUUGGCAAAGUGUGGAGCUUGGGGAUGUUUUGAUGAAUUUAAUCGCCUGGAAGAAUCUGUGCUUUCAGCUUUAUCCGUGCAGAUACAGAUUAUUCAAACUGCAUUAAAGGUGAAAACAAAAGAAAUUGAAUUGGAUGGAAAAAAGGUAGAGAUUGAUUUUAAUGCUGGUAUUUUUAUAACAAUGAACCCUGCUGGAAAGAAAUAUGGUGGUAGACAAAAACUUCCUGAUAAUUUAAAACAGUUAUUCCGUCCUGUUGCUAUGACUUCACCUGAUAAUGAUCUCAUUGCUGAAGUACUUUUAUUCUCUGAAGGAUAUAAACAUUCUAAAGAAUUAGGUCGUAAAGUUGUAGCUAUAUUUUGCUUAGCUAGGGAACUUUUAUCUCAACAGCAGCAUUAUGACUGGGGUCUUAGAGCACUAAAGACUGUUCUUCAGAGCUGUGGAGAACAGCUGCAAGCAGCAAAACAUAAUUCCGCUUCAAAAGGUGAAAUGGAUAUAUCAUUUGAAAAUGAAUUAGUUGUACAAGCACUUCGGACUAAUACUUUGUCUAAACUAACAUAUGCUGACUGCCAUAGGUUUGAUUCGCUUAUUCAUGAUCUUUUCCCGGAUACUAAGUUUAAAGGCAUUGAUUAUGAAAAAUUAGCCCAAGCAGCUAAAGAAGUUAUGUCUCAGAUGAAACUUGUACAAUCUGAGAACCAAAUAAAAAAGGUACUAGAACUUCAAGAACAACUGCAGCAGAGAAUGGGUGUUGUAAUUGUUGGCCCAAGUGGAUCAGGAAAAUCAACACUUUGGAAGAUACUAAUGAAGUCUCUUCUUCACCUUGGACAGCAGAUUAAAUGUUACAUUGUGAAUCCAAAAUCAAUCCCAAAACCACAGCUAUUGGGCUAUAUUGAUUUGGAUACUAGAGAAUGGCAUGAUGGUGUAUUGACAUUUAGUUCAAGACAGGUUAUUAAAGAGCCAGAGGAUGUGUUUUCAUGGAUUAUCUGUGAUGGGGAUAUUGAUCCCGAAUGGAUUGAAUCUUUGAAUUCAGUAUUAGAUGACAAUAGAUUAUUGACUAUGCCUUCAGGAGAGCGCAUUCGCUUUGGAUCAAAUGUUAACUUCUUGUUUGAAAGCCAUGACCUCAGUUGUGCUUCCCCUGCAACGAUAUCAAGAAUGGGCAUUAUUUUCCUGAGCAAUGAAGAUGUUAACAUCAAAUCUUUAGUAAUCUCAUGGCUUGAAGAACAAGAUGAGGAUAAUAGAUUGACAUUGCAAAUGUUUAUUGAUGAUCAUUUUUAUAAAGCAUUAGACUGGGUUUUAAAACAGAAUGACUUUGUUUUGGAAACAUCUGUGGUGGGCACAGUUAAGACUGCACUUUCUCAUCUGAAAGGUACAAAAAAUAUUUCUCAGUUUGCAAUUAAUUUAACUAGAGGACUGGGAAGUAAUUUGAAGAAAACUACUAAAGAAGCUUUAAUGAGAGAGAUCUUUGCUUGGACCAAUCUUGUCUUCCCAGAUCCUAAUGUUCCUUUAAAUACAUAUUAUAAUGAAAGAACUAGUAGAUUAGAUUCAUAUCAAAUGCAGGAUGAUGAAAUCGCGAAUUUGGAAUAUGAAGAGAAUAAUUUAUUACCUAUUAUUCAAACUGAAGAUUGUUUGAGAACUAUUGAUUAUCUUUCACCAUGGCUUUUGAGUGAACAAAAGCAACCUUUUCUUCUCGUUGGACCUGAUGGAUGUGGCAAAAGCACCCUUCUUCGUAAUUGCUUGCUAAAAAAUUCAUCCAUUGCAUCAGCUAUGGUUCAUUGUAAUGCCCAAACUAAACCGCAUCAUGUACUACAGAAGUUGAUGUCUGUCUGUACAAUAAUAGGAGCACAAAGUGGGCGAGUACUCCGUCCUAAAGAACAUGAAUAUAUUGUCCUUUACCUCAGAGACCUUAGUUUGCCUAAACCAGAUAGAUGGGGAACUUCUCAAUUACUUGCUUGGUUGCAGCAGGUAUGAUAUUGUUGCAUUUCUCUUUUGUGUUUUUAGUAAAGUAACUUUUAAUAAUAAUGUAUUAAUAUCACAUAGAACUGUUGUUUGUGGUGAUAUUAAUAAUUUUCAUAUUGUAUUAAUCUCCUCUUAAUUAACCGGCACGUCAAAAU
Messenger RNA from Stegodyphus dumicola, 7342 nucleotides. RefSeq names its product dynein cytoplasmic heavy chain beethoven (gene btv). Gene Ontology annotation, cellular component: dynein complex. Gene Ontology annotation, biological process: microtubule-based movement. Gene Ontology annotation, molecular function: ATP hydrolysis activity; dynein intermediate chain binding; ATP binding. The record is from RefSeq and is a predicted model, not a curated record. NCBI's taxonomy places the organism in Eukaryota, Metazoa, Arthropoda, Arachnida, Araneae, Eresidae.